AUUCGCCAUAAACUCAUUCUCUAUCGCUGAAUGUAAAAAGGAAGGAAAGCAAGAGCAAAAAACCCUUUGGAACCUUCCCUAAAAAAACUAACAAGCGCCAAGAUCUGCCCCUCAGCUAUAGGAUCGCCAAUGAGAAGGGCCUCCUCGUUCACCUCCUCCGUCCUUUCUAGGACAUUAUCCACCGUUCACGACGGAGGAGCAGUCAACAUCCACCCUCGCCUCCUCCAGGUGGCUCUCUUCUGCAGCAGCAGAAUUAACAAUUCCAACUCUUGCCACCGUUGGUUCUCUCCCCUCCUCGAGUCCUUUUCGAAAAGCUCGGAUCAAGUUGUUUUUCUCGGCCUUGCUGGCGUUGCCGCCUCUGUGGCCACUGCUGCUUCGGUCUAUGCCAAGGAGCCGCCACCAGAAGAAAUCAUGCCAAAGGAGGUUGUUCUUUAUCAGUAUGAGGCGUGCCCAUUUUGCAAUAAAGUUAAAGCAUUCUUGGACUACUAUAAUUUACCGUACAAGGUGGUGGAAGUCAAUCCCAUUAGUAAGAAAGAGAUCAAGUGGUCUGAUUACAAGAAGGUGCCUAUACUGAUGGUUGAUGGUCAACAGCUGGUGGAUUCAUCAGCUAUAAUUAACCAAUUGGGUGAAAAGAUCCUUCCUGAGAAAACAAAGACUUCAGUUUCUGAUGAAGACGAAGAAACAAAAUGGCGUAGGUGGGUUGACAGCCACUUGGUGCAUGUCUUAUCCCCAAACAUAUACCGCAACACUUCUGAGGCUCUUGAGUCUUUCGACUACAUCACUAGCAAUGGUAACUUCAGUUUCACUGAGAAGAUAACAGUGAAAUACGCUGGAGCUGCAGCCAUGUAUUUUGUGUCCAAGAAUCUAAAGAAGAAAUAUAACAUAACUGAUGAGCGUGCUGCCUUGUAUGAAGCAGCAGAAACAUGGGUGGACGCUCUAAAUGGUCGAAAUUUUCUCGGCGGAUCCAGACCUAAUCUAGCUGACCUUGCCGUCUUCGGUGUGCUAAGACCUAUACGAUACCUAAGAUCCGGUAGAGAUAUGGUGAAACACACUCGAAUUGGAGAGUGGUACUCUAGAAUGGAGAAAGUAGUCGGAGAGUCAUCAAGGAUCAAGGCUUAAGCCAUAUGGUCUACGCAAGGUUGGUUCAAUUGCCAACGCAUGCAUAUCUUCAAAAGAAAACAAAAAUAGUUUUGUAAUAACAAUUUUUGUUCAUUAAACAAAUUUUGCCAUACCACAACUUUAUGGACAAUUCUGCUAUU
Molecule: messenger RNA, 1259 nt
Organism: Hibiscus syriacus
Lineage: Eukaryota; Viridiplantae; Streptophyta; Magnoliopsida; Malvales; Malvaceae
Product: prostaglandin E synthase 2-like
Exons: 6
Coding region: 130-1119 (329 amino acids)
Cellular component (GO): mitochondrion
Molecular function (GO): prostaglandin-E synthase activity
Source: RefSeq, a predicted model, not a curated record